Molecule: messenger RNA, 1365 nt
Organism: Sabethes cyaneus
Lineage: Eukaryota; Metazoa; Arthropoda; Insecta; Diptera; Culicidae
Product: odorant receptor 85c-like
Exons: 6
Coding region: 1-1365 (454 amino acids)
Biological process (GO): detection of chemical stimulus involved in sensory perception of smell; sensory perception of smell
Cellular component (GO): plasma membrane
Molecular function (GO): odorant binding; olfactory receptor activity
Source: RefSeq, a predicted model, not a curated record
AUGCACCAGUUAUUGGCCAGCUCUUCCGUUAGCGACAUUCUAGCAUUGGUGCACACCACUAAGGCGAUAAAAACUUUCUACAUGUCCACUUUUAUUAAGUGGAUAUGUCUAUUGGCGGUGGUCCUUUCUUCUUCCAAUCCUGGGUUUCGCCGUGUUUGGAAUCAGGUCAUUAAGCAAGCACUCUACUCCCGAAUGACGAACGAUUUAGUCAAGUUUGAGUCCUUCAUCCGCGUGCCGGAGAUUUUCUACGACAUGAUAGGAAUCACGCGGUACGGUGAGCCACGCCAUACGACGAGGGCGCGCUUGAAGCAGCUCUUCUUCUGGAGUUCGUACGCCAACACCAUAUUUUGCCUGAUAAUCGAGCACAUCUACUUCAUCAAAGCGGCCGGGAAUUUCACCAACUUUCUCGAACUAACGGCACUGGCACCCUGCAUCGGAUUUACGGCGUUAUCGAUUGUGAAAAUUAUGACCGUCAAGCUGAACGAGGCAAAGCUGAACCGAAUCCUGGACCGGUUGAAUGAUCUGUUUCCCACCAGUCACCUCGAUCAGGAACGAUAUCGUACGUUUCAGUACAAUCUGGAAUCGCAGGUUGUUAUGAAGUCGUUCUCCAUUCUGUACAUGAUACUGAUUUGGAUUUUCAACCUGCUGCCGCUGGUGUCGAUGUUGGUUAAUUAUUUGGCCAACGCGGUGUUGGAGAAAGAGCUGCCCUACUUUAUGUGGUACUGGUACGAUUGGAAUAAGGAAGGUUACUACGAAUUAACCUUCUUCCAUCAGAUUUGGGGUGGUUUUGAUUCGGCUGUGUUCAACCUGUGCACGGAUCUGAUGUUUUGUGCGAUAAUUUUGUUGCUCUGUCUGCAGUUCGAUAUCAUCGCGUAUCGGUUGAAGAACGCAACAAACGACUAUCGGGAGUUGGUUAGCUGUAUUGAACUGCAUCAGGCCGUUGUGGAUUUAAGUGAUCAGUUGGAAAGUAUAUUUUCCCCUUCAAUUUUGGUUAAUUUCGUCGGCAGCUCCGUUAUUAUCUGCUUGGUAGGAUUCCAAGCAACGUCGGAGAUUAGUGCGUUCGAUUUAUUCAAAUUUAUUCUGUUCCUGAUAUCAUCGUUGGUGCAAGUUUUCCUACUGUGCUACUACGGAAACAAACUGAUCGAAGCGAGCUCCCAGAUUGCCUACAGUGCCUUCGAGGGAAACUGGUACAUGGCGGACGCGCGUUAUCAGAAAUCACUGCUCUUUGUAGUUACUCGUGCCGGAAAGUGGCAAAAACUAACGGCGAUGAAAUUUUCCGUCGUUUCCCUUGCCAGCUACAGCGCGAUACUAAGUACAUCAUUCUCCUACUUCACAUUGCUGAAAACCAUAUACGAACCGAAGUAA